UUUAGCUUUCGUAAACUAUGGGCAUUCACUGGUCCGGGAUUUUUAAUGAGUAUUGCCUAUUUGGAUCCUGGUAACAUUGAUUCUGACCUACAAGCUGGAGCGGUCGCAGGUUACAAGCUACUCUGGGUUCUCUGGUGGUCGACAGUAUUGGGAUUAUUACUGCAACCCCAUUUGUCUUAUUCAUCAGGUCGACAUCUUGCCGAACAUUGCCGUUUCAUUUACCCGUUGUUUCCGAGGAUUGUCGUUUGGCUAAUGAUGGAAAUCGCUAUUAUUGGCACUGAUAUUCAGGAAGUAAUUGGAAGUGCUAUAGCUAUUAACUUGUUGUCGUCUGGAAAGGUUCCAAUAUAUGCUGGUGUUAUUAUUACGGCUGUAGACACCUUUAUGUUUUUGCUAUUACAAAAUUAUGGCCUGAGGAAGCUGGAAGCUUUGUUUGCAAUGCUGAUUACACUGAUGGCAGGAACUUUCUUGUAUAUGUAUAUUAUAGCUGCUCCGGAUCAAGGAAAAAUUAUUCUUGGUGUCAUUGCACCCACGUGUCCUAAUUGCACAGCUGCGGAUGCAGAACAGGCAGUUGGUAUUAUUGGAUCAGUUGUGAUGCCCCAUAAUCUUUAUCUACAUUCAGCGCUAGUCUUGAGCCGAGAAAUAGAUCGAGACAUUCCUUCCGUUAUCAGAGAAGCUAAUAUGUAUUACUGCAUUGAAUCAUCUGUGGCACUCUUUGUUUCGUUUCUUAUCAAUCUCUUUGUUACCGCUGUUUUUGCUAAGGUAAAGAUAAAAUCGUUGGGCUUAAUUUUUAUUGUAUCAGUCUUGCUAUCAUUUCGUCAUGGCGACUGUUCCAAUGCCCAAUUAAGGACCGCAGGUAAUUGCAUUUAUCAAAAAUUUGGUAAAGCUGCGAAAAUUAUCUGGGGUAUAGGGCUACUUUCUGCUGGACAAAGUGCCACCAUGACGGGAACUUAUGCGGGUCAAUUUGUCAUGGAGGGCUUCACUGGCAUCUCAUGGCCAAAAUGGAAGCGUGCCUUUGUCACCAGAUCAAUCUCUAUAUUUCCGUCAAUGAUCAUAGCUAUCCUGGCUAAAGACGAUAUUGAUACACUGAACAACCUCAUUAAUGUAUCGCAGAGCAUUUUGCUGCCGUUUGCACUAUUUCCGCUGAUGCAUUGUAUUACUAAUACGGAAAUAAUGGGCCAAUUUAGGAUAGGAAGGUAG
This is a messenger RNA of Trichoplax adhaerens, 1197 nucleotides long. RefSeq lists its product as uncharacterized. Lineage: Eukaryota; Metazoa; Placozoa; Uniplacotomia; Trichoplacea; Trichoplacidae. Gene Ontology annotation, cellular component: membrane. The transcript has 13 exons. The record is from RefSeq and is a predicted model, not a curated record. Gene Ontology annotation, molecular function: manganese ion transmembrane transporter activity; iron ion transmembrane transporter activity; cadmium ion transmembrane transporter activity. Gene Ontology annotation, biological process: metal ion transport. The annotation marks the transcript as partial.